Penicillium verrucosum is the source of this 837-nucleotide messenger RNA. RefSeq lists its product as uncharacterized. The record is from RefSeq and is a predicted model, not a curated record. Lineage: Eukaryota; Fungi; Ascomycota; Eurotiomycetes; Eurotiales; Aspergillaceae. Bases 1 to 837 code for a protein of 278 amino acids. The transcript has 3 exons.
AUGACUCCCAAAUUCAAGCCCGCCAUGAAUCCUACGGUGGAGGAUGAAGUCAUCGAUGAUGUUCCUGCCAAUCAAAAUUCCAACUCCAAUGCAAAUGCAAAUGACACGCCAGUCCCUUGGUCGGAGAUCUUCUCCCGUCAUGAAGCCGUUCUCUGCUCCCAUCUCGAAAUGCUAAGCAUGGUGAAGGAGCAGAUUGCCCCGAAGGUCAAUGGGUUCCAGACCGUCUCCUCAAUGGUGAACAAAACAGUACUGGCGAUGAACCAGCUGAAGAUAGCUAGGAAACAUAUGAUGAGCAGUAAGUCCCACCAAACUCCUACCCCGGAAGGAAGAAAGAAAUCAACCUAUCCCACCCUUUACCAAGCAACGGAGACCGGAAUUGACAUGACAGCCUUAGAAAACGCUACACCCAGCUCCUCCAACCCCACACAAUCGACCGACACAGAGGCCAAUACCCGCAAGAAAAGACGCAGAAUCUCUCGAGACAACGACACAGCCCGUCCUGAGUGUGCGGACGAAAUCCGAGCACCCAAACGAUCCCGUGAUUCUUCCUCCUCCCAGCCAACACCUGAGCAAGAUGCGGAGUUCGCAUCAACGCUUGAAACAGAGGAUAUUUCCGCCGAAGUCCAGCGACGGCUGAAAAUAAAGGAGGAACAACGUUUGAAGAAAGAAAACCCCAAAGCGGAUAAACGCAAGCGCGACAGUCUCGUAUCGAAUGAAGGUGAAUCGCCCAUUGCAUCCAAGCCUCGGAAGAAACGCCUUAGGCUGGGGAAUGAGUAUAAGAGACAUGGUGAAUUGAUGGAUAAUGACGCGGACGCCCCAAAAAAGAAACAACGCUGA